CAGUAGGUAAGUAUCCAAAUAAUAGAUUUCAUUAUGAAAAUUUAUAUUUUCAGCAAAUAAAAAAUGCCUCAAACUUCUGAGCAGUAAGUCAAAACAGUAUGUUUUACCAAAGGCAAGUUUUGUACACCCCAAGAAUCAUAAAGGGUUUUGGGAAUUCAGGCUGAUCUGUCUUUUUGUAGAAGUGUAUCCCCAUAUAAAUUAAUUUAUAUCUUUGUUACUUUAUAUCUUAGUAAAUUCAGACAACCUCUCUCUGGAUGAUGAUGAUGAUAAGUAUUUUAGCCAUCUCUCAUAGAGUGGACCUUUUGACUUUGUGACCCUUUGUACUCCAGCAGCAUUCUUUUCAUUCUGAUUUAUCCCUUAAUUUAGAAUGAAUUUAAUAGUCUUGUAUUUGAAGAGCAUAAAUUUGAUUCAAGGGUCUAGUUAGACAUACUUUACAUAUUGUACAUGUUUUUGAAAGUCCUGGUUAAAAAUAUAUAUAUUGCAGUAAUUGAAUGAGUACAAUUUCAAGUGUCAUAUUUUUACAGCGUGAGAGUGAAGGCCUCCAUGACUUUUUGAUAAAUAUCAUACGCAUAUCAACUGAUGUACGUGAGGAUUGCCAUGUAUAUUUACUUGAGGAUGGGCUGAUGCUGUGGUUAACAACUCUAGAAAAUACUGCACAUCCACAUGAGUCACUCCUUCAGCUCUUUGACAAUAUGUUGCCACUUCUGGAAUUGUCUACUGAAAAUCUUCGACUCUGCCUGCAGAUUACAACAGCAUACACAUUGCUGUGUCCUCAGCAGUUCUUCACAAAAUAUGGAAGUCGCCUAAUUGAAUGCUUCAAUUCAAUGCUGAAAGAUAUGAAAAGUGAAGGCAUAGUACUUGUGUUACGAUCAGUUGAAAUGAUGCUUCGAGUACAGCCUGUUGAAGGCUCAACCCUAAUCCAACCUCUCCUUCCAAGUGUCAUGAAAGUUGUGGCAGAAGGAGACCAGUACCCAAUGGUUAUGUCUAUGUACCUGUCUGUUGUUGCUCGACUUGUCCUCUAUGCAGAACAUAUAUUUACGUGGGCAGUUAAUCAGACUGCUGCUGACCAGUCAAAGGCUCCAGAUGCAGUUCUAGAACAGAUUGUCAGUGUGUGGUCAGAAAAACUAUCCCUUGUUUCUCCUGAAGAACGAAGGAAACUUUGUGGUCUUGGAUUAGCUUACCUCUGUGGAUCUGGCUGGCAACCAGUAUUGAAAGUUUGGCCUGCUGCCGUCACAGCUGUUGCUGAAGUAGUUUUUGAUGUUACUAUGGAAGAUUCCACGGAUGAUAAGCUUGUGGUAAAUGGCGGGAGACUUGGUUCUCCAGAGGUUUACGAGCUUGAAACAGAGCAUGUUUUGAGACGUCAGGCAGUAGCACAAGAAGAUCCUGUUCACACUACAUCGUUGCGCGUUUUUCUUGGACAGCAGAUGAAACGACUUCAGCAGAGCACUGAUGCAACCACUAUCAUGACAUUAGCACAAGAUUUGGAAGAUAAUUGUAAAAAUCUUCUUGAAGAAGUGACUGUGGCAUCAUAAGAUGCCACAGAAAUCCAUAAUUAAUUAUGUAUUGGAUUAUUAUGCAGCAUAUGAAGUUCAUUAUAUGAAUUGCUGUUUAUGUUUUAAUGCUUGAAUCAAAGUAUCAUAUAAAAUGAAUAAAUUAUAUAGAUUAUU
Messenger RNA from Macrobrachium nipponense, 1667 nucleotides. Its product is annotated as importin-11-like. Gene Ontology annotation, cellular component: nuclear envelope; cytosol. Bases 492 to 1532 code for a protein of 346 amino acids. NCBI's taxonomy places the organism in Eukaryota, Metazoa, Arthropoda, Malacostraca, Decapoda, Palaemonidae. The record is from RefSeq and is a predicted model, not a curated record. Gene Ontology annotation, biological process: protein import into nucleus. The transcript has 4 exons.